AGGUUUUAAAACUCAUUACCUGAUGGCAAAUUGCGUGUAUACAUUACAAACAUGUGCGCUACUGUUGGUAAUGUGUCUGAAGAGGAGUGCUUUGUCUUUACUGAGUUCAGACAUUAUGAUCAGGUUAUGAAGUUGAUAUCAAACAUAAAGUUUGAACUGUCGGAUUUUCGCAAGAAAGAGAACUUGGAGGAUACACUUGUCCAAAUAUUCAACUAUUACCAGGAGCAGCCACAUCUGCUUGAUCCUUAUCUUGGAAAAAUGAUAUCAGCUUGCCUGGAUGUUGUGCACUGUUCUCGCUCAGAGCCUGAAGUUUUUCACUUCGCGUUCAGGAUCUUAUAUCUAAUGGCAAAAACCCGAGGUUACAAGGCCAUUAUCCGUUUGAUGCCACAUACGGUUGAUGAUAUUGAACCAACUUUAAGUCUUCUCAUGGAGCAAGAUAUAAAUGAUUCAAAGAACUGGGAGACGCGCUAUGUUCUUAUCCUUUGGUUAUCAAUCUUGGUAAUGGUCCCAUUCAACUUGGGAAAUCUUGACAGUUUUGGAAAAAAACCUAUAAUUGAGCGUGUAAUUGAUUUAGCCAAGCUCUACCUUUUUCAGGAUGAGCGUACUCAAGAAGCAGCUGCUUUCCUUCUUGCGCAUACUGUUACCCGGCCAGAUGCACUUCAUGCCCAGCUACCAUCAGUAAUUUCGUUUGCAAUUAAAAAUCUAGGCUUUACUGAUGUUAUCAACGUACAAGACGAAAAGCGAGUAUGCGGCACCCUCAGAAGUAUAGCUAAUAUAUGUAAACUCGGAAGCCGCGCUGAAUUGUUACCUUAUGCGAGUGAUCUUUUGGGUGCAGUACUUCAGUUGCCUGGAGAUUCUUCUAAGGGGAUUCUUCUAUGUCGUCUUGAAACGAAAGUUUUACAACGAAUUUGUUUGUUAUUUUGCCCACCAAUAAAUACAACAUGGCAGUACCAACGAGGAUGUCGAUCACUACAAGACAACUUAGAAUCUCUUUUGAUGAAUCAUGACAACAAAGAUUCUUUAGUCUCUGCAAAAGUUGCUGAUCAUUCGUUAUACACAGGUUUUCAAAAUAAUAUCUCAAGUGAUAUUUCUGGGUAUUGUUCAUUAACUAUGAACUAUGAAUUGUCCAACACAGACGAAGUUGCAGAAGUUAUUGAUAAACUAAUAAGCGCUUUACGCAGUCAAUUUACUGGGGUUCGUUGGUCUGCUGCCAAAGGGAUCGGACGUAUUUGUUCUCGUCUUUCCAGUUCAAUGGUAAAUGAUGUUCUAUCGGCUGUAUUGUCCUUGUGUACGAAACUCGAACCAUAUACUGCAUGGCAUGGAGCUUGCCUUGCUUUGGCUGAACUUGGCCGUCGCAGCCUUCUUUUACCAUCUAAAUUACCAGAAGUAAUCCCAGUAGUUUUACGAGCUCUGUUUUAUGAUGAGCGGUCUGGUGAUCAUAAUUAUGGAUCAAAUGUUCGAGAUGCUGGGUGUUAUGUGUGUUGGGCAUUCGCAAGGGCAUAUCAUCCUAAGGAUUUCGUGGAUUAUGUCGUUCCUAUUGCAAGCUCUCUAGUCUUGGUUAGCCUAUUCGACCGAGAGGUUAGUGUACGUCGAGCAGCGUCUGCUGCAUUUCAAGAGAACGUGGGUAGACAGGGUCAUUUUCCACAUGGAAUUGAAGUCCUCACUACAUGUGAUUAUUUCAGUGUGGGAAAUCGUGCUCACUGUUACCUUCAGUUGAGUGUGUCUGUAGCUAAAUUUAAAGAAUAUGUAGAACCUAUGAUUGGUCAUUUGGUCAAUGUUCGUCUUGGACAUUGGGAUGAUUCAAUCAGAUAUCUGGCUGCUUGUGCUUUAGGCAAACUAUACAUAGCUGAUCCUGAUUACAUGAUGGAAGUUGUCUUGCCUCAGAUCAUCAAUGGUUCAAUUAAAUCUACUCUACACAAUCAACAAGGGUGUAUAUUUGGAACAGGUGAAUUGUUAUGUGCAUCAUCCAGUUAUGUUAUAAAUGAGGAAAAUCUACUCAAGAUUAAGGAAAUUGUUCCAGCACUUAAAAGAGCGAACAAAUUUCGUGGUCUAAGUGGUGAAUUAAUUCGAAAAGCAACUGCUCAUUUUAUUCAGAAGUGUGCAAUGGCCAGAUUACCGUUUCAUGAUGAUCCAAUUAUUGAAGUUUGGCGUGAAUUCUUGGAUGAUUGUGUCGGACAUAAAAAUCCUGAAGUACAGAAAGCUACUGUGAAUGCAUAUCCUCACUUUUUAUCAACUUAUUUGUACAACCGAAAUGGUGAACUGAAAUUAGGCUAUAAAGGUAUUUUAACAAAUUUUGUAAAAUAAAUUAUACGUUAAUCUGCCUGUUAAUAACCUUUCAAUAGUGUGUACCAAUUUUUGUUUGGCCAACUGCCUUUAUCUAAAUAUGGUAUUUUUACUGGGACAUUUGUUCUCUAUCUAUCAGCAUUCACCAUUGACUUUGAUACAUACUCUCCGAUCUGUUGAAACUACUCUCGAGGUAUAGAUAAUAUUUUGUACAUGACAACUUGUCACAAAAACAAAUGAAGACACUACCAUGCCUAGUCGCGAAUACACUCAUCUUCGUGCUUUGUUUACAGGUUAACAAUGUUUAUUAGAUGGUGAUAAACUUGUGGAUGGAGCGCAAACUACUGAUGUAUCUGUGUACCGUCCAUCCAUGGAUGAGUUUUUUUUUUAGGUCUAUGAGCCAAACUCUGUAGAUAAUCUUCAUUUAAGCACACACAUACUCUGAAUUUGUGGAUAGUAUCCUUUCAAUCGGCUAGACAUUUAUUAUACUGCUGAGAUUGUUGUUACCAUUGAUAAACCCCUAAUAUUGGUUGUAAAGUUCAUCCUGUUUACUACAAAUAGGAUUCAGAUGGACUGACCAAAUGUAAUUUACCACUUAUAAAUAGUUUUUGGUAAGAUUUAUUAUGGUAGUGCUCCAUUAAAUUAUAUUUUUCUCUUGGUUUUACUUCGUGCGUUAACUCUCACAAUUUGUUCAGGAUCAUUCAUCAGAUCAUACUUAUUUGGUAUCAGAAUAUCUUACUUGAAGUAAGUAAAAUCAAGUUCAAACUCAACCCUACAUUUUUUAGGUGGAUAUGUGGAAUAUCGAAUUCCAAGUUCAAUAAAGUACUAUUAGAAACUCAAAAUAUAUUUAGUUUAGUCAAUAAUUCGUCUUUGAGUUCACUGUAUAGUUACUUGAAUAAUAGAUUCAACCCAACUUAAAAGUAUCAUUUUUAUUUACUUCGUUCAAUCUGUCUGCUAAACCUUAUUUCUUGUCGAGUACGUAGAUGUUAUUUUUGAGUUAUAUAUUAAUGAUAUCGAUAGGUAAAUCAAGUUACUAAGCAUUGUAUUUUAGUUAAACUCAUAACUUGUAAAUUGUUUUCAUUUUCAGAUUUAUUGUACAGGAAUUUUUUACUUCAUUUAAAUACUAAUUCUGAAUCGGAACUUUCCGGUUAUUUACAAAUUAUUGGUGCAGCUCCGAGUAGUUUGUAUUGUGGACAUGUUGCUGAUUUACUGGAUACUGUCACUAGUGCUUGUAAAUCGACUUCAAAGACAAAAUUCUGGGUUGAUUCUCGCGGAUCCGCAUUAAAAGCUCUUGUUGAGAUCAUAAAAAGUCUUGGGGCUCAUCACUCGGAAUUAAAUGUUACCCUUUUGAAAUCUACUUGUUAUAUUUUACUCCAAUCUAUAUCCGAUUAUACAAUGGAUUCACGUGGGGAUGUAGGUUCUCUAAUACAUAGACAUUGGUACAUGGGAGCACCAAAUACAUAUGCGCCACACAAAUCGAAUGGAUCCCCCAAACAGAAGCAGGUGGUUUUCUUAAAGUUCGCACCUCAGCCUUUGACUUAAAGGUAUAAGCCAUAAGGCAGUGGAGCAAUGUUAAGAGAUGCAGUCCUAUGGUUGCUGGUUACCAACAAUAGAUUGACAGGCCAUUUGUUCCUUCAGGAUCCUGAAGCCAAUGUGCACCAUUGGUUUUGAAUUAGGGUUUUCCAACUAACUCUUCUAGAUGAGUCCUCCAUAUCUACCAAUCCGGGUAAAGUGCUGGACAUUAUUUUUUUGGCCUUUCAACUUCGUAAACAACACCUCGACCACGAUAAGGCAGUGAGCAGGAUUCCCUUGUGAGUGGCUGUAUAUUCGUGACCAUGUGAGAGCAUUUGGAGAGGGAGAACGGACUCUCCCCACCCUCAUCCUUACCAGAGCACAUAAGGACAUACAAAUAACUUGAGUAAAGUUAACACGUACUGACCAAUGGUUAGGUAAUGCGUAAGUACCUUAAUCUAGAAACUAUUUCUCAAUCAUCCUAUAUAUAGUUAUUUGAAGUUUAUGAUUCAGUUAUUAUAACGAGUUGUACUCUUUGAUGACUAAAACAUAUUAUCUACGGCCAUCUGUUUUCAAGUUUAUCUUGUUUCUUUACAAAGAUAAUGUAGUGAUAUUUAUUUUCACUCGACAUUUUCACAGUAUCGUUAAUAUCGUUACAGUAUACACUGAUUAAUAUUUUCUCUUUAUUUGCAUACAUACAUAGUGUUCGCGAAGUUGGAAUGAAAUGUUUGAACUCAUAUAUUGAGUUUCUUGUAAAUAAUCAAUACAAAGAGCUUAUUACAUCAGACAUGAUUGAAGAAGUGAUGACUAGCAUUGCACAACAAGCUGUUGAAAAAAUCGAUCGGACACGAGAUGUAGCUGGUCAAGUGUUCGCUCAUUUACUCCAUCAUGAUCCUCCUAUCGAACACAUUCCUCAUUUUGAAGAACUGAAACAAAUUUUCCCAAAAUCUGAUUGUGAUGAUAUGAUAUGGAAUUCGGCCAAUUCAACAUUUCAUCGUUUUACGAAAUUGUUGGAUUUUCCAGAAUAUCGUUAUCGUUUAAUUUUAGGCUUAAUCGUCAGUGUCGGUGGUCUGACAGAAUUAACAAUUCGGUGUAGCACUUCAGCUUUAAGUGCAUAUUUUCUUGAUCAUGAAUCAGAUCAGCUGUUUAUUGUUGAAGUGUUAAAGAUUGUUGAACAGAUUCUGCAAUCGUUUCGACAAGAAGAGAGGAUUGUUAUUCCUCUUUUUAAAUUUUUGGACUUUUUACUGAAUGAUCCGAUUGUCAACUCAACAGUUGAUCCAAACAGAUUUGGUGGGAUGUUACAAUUCACUGGGCCUGUUCGAAAGCGAUCUCUAUCGUUAAUGAUGGUCAUGUUGGGAUCUCGUUACCCAAUUAUUCGUAAGAUAACCGCAACAGAAUUGUAUGAAGGUCUACUGGUUUAUGAGUUAUGUUCAUCUGAGUUAUUAGAUCAAGUAUCAUCCAUACUUACUGAAACCAUCUGGGAAGGUGAUGUUGAAGUAGUCAGACCAAUUCGUAAUCAACUUUGUGAAUUAUUUCAAGUUCCUGUACCAAGAAUAGCGAGUAAUACUCAGAACCAUACAUCACCAGCUUGAAAAGUUUAUGGAAUGAAGCUUCUAAUGCAAAUAUAAUCUACGAGGAUUUGUUUCAUACAAAUGUGAAUAUAUAUAACAAUAUGAAGAAAAUAUAAUUUUAUUUAAUUGUAGUAAUGUUAUUUAAUAAUCUGCAUUAUUUAUUUUCGUGUUUUGAAACAAUUCGUUGUUUUUUUUAUUGUAAUGUAAAUACUUCAUUGUUAAUAAUGAUUGCUAAGCAAGAAUUUUCAAUGUAUGUUACUCGGUCAUAUUUGUUUUAGUUAUCGAAAUACGUCAAGUUAAAUUAAUGUUCUUUGAUAAAUAAGAUCGGAUUGAUUAUUAAGGAUGGAUUUAUGUCUAUUAAUUAAAAUGUAAAGUGUAACCAGACGUUGAUUAUUUUAUUGAUAUGAUUCGUUGUGUGAUUAGUUAUAGAUGCUAGAGUUUGUCAAGUUUAAUAAGCUGGGACCGAAAGUAACCUUAGGAGCGCUACAGGCAGGAUAGUGCAAUAUACGUACGCUACAUAAGUUACUUGGUGUAUCUUGAAUAGUACAUCCAAGUUACUCAGCUGAAAAUUUUAAUUAUGAAAUUAAUUUUCUCCAAAUUGUUGAAAAUAAAAAUGAAAGAUAAAUUGCUACAAGCUUUUUUAUGAAGUGGAUGUAAUCAAAUUAUGCUAACCAUCCAGUUAUUUUAAUUGUAGAAGAGUGCUAGCAAUUCAAGUGUGGAGUGUUUUACUUAUUAUAACAUGUAUAGAAACUGUGAUUUGUAGGUAUUUGUAUUAUACUGUUGUUGGUAUUCAGAGUUGAUUUUUCAUUCCAUUGUUGGAAUAUGUGCAUUCUGACAAGAUUAUAUCGAUAUAAGUUUGUUCUUACAACUCUUGGGAUGAAGUUACUAACCCGUCUUUAUCCGGGACUGGCAGUAAUCCUGAAAAGAUACUAAGCGAAAUUGCUUUUCUUUUAAACAACCUAACAGUCCUAAAAGACUGCUACAGUUUGAAAUACAUUCGGAUAUUAGUCCCUGAUAACAUAAGUUAAUUUAUUUAGGGCUUUAACCAUUUCUAGACCUUACUAUAAUACAUUUAACUAAUUACUCUUCGAACGAGUUAUGUUUUUCACUAAUAUUAGGAUACCAUUUAAGUAACACCACUCAUAGCCCUAUAGAAUAGAAUGUCGUUUCGAGCUUUUUCCUAAGUAUAGUGUUUAUGAUAAAGUUCAUUUUUGCAUUGUUUGCUGUAAAAGUAAAUUUAUACAGUCGUAUUUUAAUCUUCAUAGGCAUAAUGACAGUAUAAAUUAAUACGAUUUCAUUUUCAUACUAAAAAUCCAAUGCUUAGUGUUUACAUAAUUACUCCGAAAAUUUCUUUUUUAAUUAUUUGGAAUGGGAUUGAUAUUUAGUUAGUUUAUCAAACUUUAAUUGGACAUGCUGACAAUCAUAUAAAAAGCAGCAUAUUAAUCAUUUGUAAUAUUUGUAGUUAAUAGGCUAACAAAAUAUUAGAAAUAUCUCACUAAACUGUGCAACC
Molecule: messenger RNA, 6876 nt
Organism: Schistosoma haematobium
Lineage: Eukaryota; Metazoa; Platyhelminthes; Trematoda; Strigeidida; Schistosomatidae
Exons: 23
Coding region: 52-2304 (750 amino acids)
Biological process (GO): bicellular tight junction assembly; adherens junction assembly; post-chaperonin tubulin folding pathway
Cellular component (GO): lateral plasma membrane
Molecular function (GO): beta-tubulin binding; GTPase activator activity
Source: RefSeq, a predicted model, not a curated record